UUCUUUGAUUUUUGCUGUGCGAAACCAAUUAAUUUAAAAACAGCGUUAAAUAUGGAUGUUGUACUAGAUAAAAUCAUUGCUGGAUUAUUGUGUACCGACACUGAACGGAUACGUCAGGCCACCAGUGAGCUGGGCAAAGCUUACGAAAAUCCGGAAACCUUGCCGGCACUAUGCCAGAUUGUUGUCUCACAACGUGAGCCGCAAGUGCGACAAUUCGCAGCUGUGCUGCUGAACAAGCGGCUACAAAAGCUGCGCUUGUGGCAAAUGGUGCCAGUUGACCAGAAAGAAAGCAUUAAGACCUGUAUGCUCCAAGCACUGAUUGCCGAAAAGGAAAAGAGUGUUAAGAAUGCCAUAGCUCAAUUUAUUGGCUCCUUGGUACGUCACGAGGAGGAGAAGAAGGACUCGUGGUUGAACGAACUGCUAAAUUUCAUUUAUAGCCGUUGCAAUUUGGAUGAUGCCAAGGAAAGCGAGCUGGGCUCCUCCAUAUUUGCCACACUCACCGAUGCGGCACCUGAUCAAUUUGUCUCUCAUAUGGACUCAAUUUGUCAAAUGUUUGCUGCUGUUUUAAUGACCGCCGAGGCAAAAGGUAAUUUGGCCACACCCACUGUGGCUAAUAUAACCAUGGGUAUGAGCUAUCUGAUGCCAUUUGUAAGUGGUCACACAAGCGCCGAGCAGACUGUUUUAAAGAUACUGCCACUCAUCAUCAAAACCGUGUUUGCCUUUGCCCAGAAGGGCGAUGAGCAGGAGUUUUGCAUUGUAUUCGAUGUCAUUGAUAGCAUUGCCGAGUAUGUGCCAAAGUUGCUCAAUAACAAUGUGAAGCAUCUAAUGGAAUUCUGUCUCGAGACGGCUAACAAUAAACAAAUCGAUGACUCCAUACGCGUCCAGGUGGUUACAUUUAUUGGACGCGUGGUGCGCAUCAAGAAGAAGGCAAUUGUCAAACAGAAGCUACUUGAACCCAUUAUUGCUGUCAUAUUUGAGAUGAUGUGCUAUGAUACUGAACUGGAUGAUGAUGAGUUGUUUACUGGUGAGAGCAGCAACAGUCCGGUAACAGCAGCAACUCAAACGCUCGAUUUGCUGGCCAUUAAUAUGUCACCGGAAAAGUUGAUUCCUCCAUUACUGCAGUUGCUUGAGCCAGCAUUGCAAAGUCCUGAUCCUCUGCGUCGGCGGGCCGCCUUUCUUUGUAUCGCUGUCAUUGCCGAAGGCUGCUCGGAAGCCAUUUGCUCCAAGUAUUUGGAAGUUAUGCUGAAUAUCGUUAAGGGUGGCAUUGCUGACAACUCGCCCAUUGUGCGCAUCGCUAGUUUCUUUGCUUUGGGCCAAUUCUCGGAGCAUCUGCAGCCGGAGAUAUCGAAAUUUGCGCCCCAGAUACUACCCGUACUAUUUGAUUUUCUGCAGCAGUUGGUCAUUGAGCUAAAGAGAGGCAAUCCGGAACCAAAGCACACGGAUCGUAUGUUUUAUGCUCUAGAAACCUACUGCCAGAAUCUAGAGGAAGACAUUGUGCCACAUUUGCCGCUAUUGAUGAGUCGUCUCUUCGAUACACUGGAUACUAACAAUUCGAUACAUCUUCGUGUGCUGGCACUAUCGGCCGUCUCGGCAACAGCUUUGGCUGCCAAGGAGCAUUUGAUGCCAUAUUUUCCCAGGAUAGUGGAGAUACUGAAAAAUUAUUUGGUAAAGGAUUGCACCGAAGAGAUGAAAGAGUUGCGAAACGAGGCAAUUGAUACUUUGGCUUCAAUUACGCGCGUCGUGGGCAAAGAUAACUUCAUACCACUAGCCAAUGAUACAAUGGCCUAUUGCUUGAUGAUGUUGGAUGAUGGGCCUAAUGAUCCGGACUUUAGGCGUGCCAUCUAUAACUUGAUGGGCGCUCUGUCCAUUGUUGUUAACGAGGACAUGUCAACCGUGUUCCCCAAAAUUAUUGACCGCCUUAUUGAAUCGGUUAUAUCGACAGAAGAUAUGCUGCCUAAUGAUGAUGAUGAUCCUGUUAACAGUUUGUUCCCCGAUGAUAAGGCCUGUUCUGAUAAGGAUAUUGAUUUGGAUAAUACAGAUGAUGAGGAUGACGAUGAUGAGGAUAGAUACCAGGUGGAGAAUGAUUAUGUAUUUGAAAAGGAGGAGGCAAUUCUAGCACUUAAAGAAUUUGCCGUCAACACUGGCAGCGCCUUCGCACCCUAUCUGCAAACAUCCUUUGAAAAUGUAUACAAGGUGAUUGAACAUCCACAGGACAACAUACGUAAGUCCUCCAUUGAGGCCAUUUGCGCUUUUAUCUCCUCACUCUACAAAAUGGGUGAUAGUGAGGGUGUUAAGCGUGCUUGCUUGAUUAUUAUGCCCAAAUUCGCGCACAUGAUCCGCAACGAUGAGGAACAGGGCGUCGUCAUUCAUUUACUCGACAUGUUAAGCGAAUUAUUCAUUGAAGUGAAAAACGCUGCCGUACCCACUCAGGAAAUCGCCGACUUGAUAUUUGCUUGCAUCAAGGAUGUUCUCAACUCUAAAAUGGCUUGCCAAUUUAAUGAGCCAUCCGGUGGUGGUGAUGAGGAGGAUCUAGAAGACAGCGAAUUUGACGAAUUGCUUCUUGAGAACGCGGGUAAUCUCUUGCCUGCCUUUGGGAAGACUUUAAGCCCUGAAAUAUUCUCUAUGUACUUUGGUCGCGUGUAUCAGUACUACUUGAACAAACUGAUCAAGGCCAAGAGAAAUGAUUUGACUGAUCAACGAACCUUUGUCUAUGGUGCAUUGGCUGACUCUUUCCAAUCGCUGGGUAGCUGUGUAGCCACAUACUUUGAUACGCUGUGCCCCAUUUUUAUUGAUGGCGUGAAUGAUCCGGAGCCGAAAGCCCGUCAGAAUUGCUACUUUGGACUGGGCGAGCUUGUUUUGUAUGCCGAAGAGAAGUCCUUUGAAUCUUUUCAGGUAAUUUUACAAGCUCUUUCUGGUGCCAUUGCUUCGGAGAAAAAUGCUCCGGCUCUUGAUAAUAUUUGUGGCGCUGUUUCCCGUUUGAUCGUGACCAAUCACAAUAUUGUUCCAUUGGUGCAAGUAUUGCCCGUUUUACUCUCACAUUUGCCUCUACGCGAAGAUACGGAUGAGAACGAUAUGGUUCACAAGGCGUUUCGUGUUCUAUACAUGCACGCACAUCCCACCAUCGUCGAUUACCUUGAACAGAUUCUUAAAAUCACCAUAGACGUAUUAUACAAGGAUCAAAUAGCCGAAGGAGAUAUCAAACAGAGCGCGCGUGCUUUAAUUUUGGAAAUACGCGAGCAGUAUCCGGACAAAUUCAAUAAUGUGGCCAACUCCAGUCAAGAGGCCUACAACUUCCUUCAAUCUCUAUAAACGCACACAAAUGCAAAUUUACCUACACACAUGCCGUCACACACAUAGGGCAGUUAAGUUUUAUUUUGAUUUUUUAAAUGAAAUGAGUUGCUUGUUUUCUAGCUGAAAAGGUUAGAAAGUAAGAGCAAAGCUUUAUGAAUGAAUUCCAAAUGCACUCAGAAAAGAAAAAAAAAUUAUAUAUAUUUUAAAAUGGUUUCCUAGCGAAAUAUGCAGUUUUUCAAAUUGUUAAUGCGCAAGCGAAAAAAAAUGUAUGAAUAGUCUGAAAU
This is a messenger RNA of Drosophila hydei, 3575 nucleotides long. RefSeq names its product importin-4-like. Gene Ontology annotation, molecular function: small GTPase binding; nuclear import signal receptor activity. The transcript has 8 exons. The coding region runs from base 52 to 3309 and encodes 1085 amino acids. Gene Ontology annotation, biological process: protein import into nucleus. Lineage: Eukaryota; Metazoa; Arthropoda; Insecta; Diptera; Drosophilidae. Gene Ontology annotation, cellular component: nucleus; cytoplasm. The record is from RefSeq and is a predicted model, not a curated record.